Molecule: messenger RNA, 1227 nt
Organism: Neurospora hispaniola
Lineage: Eukaryota; Fungi; Ascomycota; Sordariomycetes; Sordariales; Sordariaceae
Product: transcription factor IIA, alpha/beta subunit
Exons: 3
Coding region: 1-1227 (408 amino acids)
Biological process (GO): transcription initiation at RNA polymerase II promoter; transcription by RNA polymerase II
Cellular component (GO): transcription factor TFIIA complex
Source: RefSeq, a predicted model, not a curated record
AUGUCCAACGCGGCUGUCGGUACCGUCUACGAGCACAUUAUCAACGAGGUGAUCAACGCUGUGCGCGUUGACUUCGAAGAGAAUGGUGUCGACGAUAGUGUUCUGGAAGAACUAAAGAAGGGAUGGCAACACAAGCUGUCCCAGCUCAACAUUGCUCAGUUUCCUUGGGACCCCAAGCCUGAAGCACCACCGCCGGCGCAGGCCACGCAGAACACUUCUUCUGCCGUUAAUGCGCAGGCGGCUGCUACCCAGCAACCAACGGCCAACUACACUCAGUCGACCCUGAGUCCACAAACGGCCGCUCAGUCCCCGUCGCAUCCUGGCGGCCAGCCUAACGGCAAUGGCGUCGCUAUCAAGAGUGAACCAGGCAUGGCGAACGAGCCUACCAUCAAGCAAGAACCGGGUACUAUGCAGCCCAUGAUGCACCCCGCCUACCCUGGAAACAACGCCGCUCGUGGUGGUAUGGCUGCCCAGCGGGCUGCCCAAGCCAUCGCAAAUCGGUACGGAUCGCAGGCCCAGGCUUCCAUCAACGCUAUUCACCAGCAAACUCAACAGCCGCAGAUUCCCGGACAGGCACCACCACCACCACCAACACCACAACAGCAGCAGCAGCAGCAGCAGUUUAGCCCACAGCAGCAAUAUCAGCAGACUGUUGCCGCUCAGAUGCAGCAGCGCAUACCACAGCAGCCUGGGCAGCCUGGACAGCCGCAGCCUCUCAGCCAGCAGAACGGUCUCGGUGGCGCGCAGGUAGAUGGCUCCAGCGACGGAUUUGACGGUGUCCUGAUGCGUCGCGAUGCGGACGGCAAUCCGGUCGAGAUGGGUCGCGUCGAGAUCGACAACCUGCUUCACGCCCAGCUCCUAGAAAGAGCCAAACAGAGGGAAGGAGGCGGCCUGAUGCUUCCGUUGAAGGAAGCCACCAAGCAGAGGAGUAACGCCACCAAGAGUCGCCGUGCGGCCGCCGCCGGUGGUCCGAAUCAGCUUGAUGGAAAUGAUGAGGACGAUGACGAGUUUGACGAAGAUGCCAUCAACUCGGAUCUUGAUGACCCUGAGGAUGAAAGGGAUGACGACGACGAAGAGGAUGAGGCUAGUGGCUGGAUCAUGCUCUGCUUGUAUGACAAGGUGCAGCGCGUCAAGAAUAAGUGGAAGUGCACCCUCAAGGAUGGUGUCUUGACUGUCAACGGCAAGGAAUAUGUCUUCCAUAAAGCCAAUGGGGAAUAUGAGUGGUAA